CUCACUCCGCAUCGCAGCACCUCGACGCACGCGCGUGAAGAAAGUACCGGAACAUUGACUUUCUAACCAUCGCGGACGUUAUAUUCCAUUUUCAAAUUCGAAGACAACUUUUUUUGAGUUAGCGCUUGUCCAUGGCCAGUUUGCAUGCUCGUAAAAGUGAACGAAAGUGGAGUUUAAUGUUUGAUCUGUGAAUAAUUCAAUUGUGAAUCUGGGGUCGUGAGAACUUCCGUGGCGCAGCCGUUGUUCCUGCAUAACUAUGGAUCUCAGACACCGCACUACUUUGUGGGCCAGCCCCUCGCUGCCUCCAUCAUGGGUCAAGAGCAGUCGCUUGCUGAGCACGCCACUGUCGCACCACUGAGGCACUACCGCGACAAGUACCACGACAGACAGAGAGCAUCAUCCAUAGAUUUGCGAUCUUGCGAUUACGAAAGGAAAGAUUACACACACAAAUCACGAAGGAGCACCGAUAGUUUUAGAAGUGACAAUUCCUCUACAGAAAGUAGCGGAUACCGAAGCGGUUCUAGCGCUUACGAGAGACGCUCAGAUCGAUCAUCUAAGAGUGAUUACUAUUGUGUUCAAUUGUACAAAAACGAUAAUUACAGAGAAGUCAACAAAGAACUUUACAAACCGGUAAAGAUACCGAAAGACAAACGAUACAAACUUCAGUUAUUCACCGACACUGAAAAAAUUAAGAGUGCCCGUAUUAAGAGUUAUUUGAGUGAUACUGAAAAGGCUACAUUGAAAGCUGAUCCGGCUCCGAAGAAGGCUGGCAUAAGGAAUUAUACGCCUAAGAUUAUAUCUGCAGAAGAGCAGAGGAAAAAGAUAGAUAAUUGGGCAUAAAAACAAGACUAGUAGGUUAAGUUGUAAAUAGUU
Messenger RNA from Zerene cesonia (dogface butterfly), 873 nucleotides. RefSeq lists its product as uncharacterized. The record is from RefSeq and is a predicted model, not a curated record. The transcript has 2 exons. The coding region runs from base 310 to 840 and encodes 176 amino acids. Lineage: Eukaryota; Metazoa; Arthropoda; Insecta; Lepidoptera; Pieridae.